Lathyrus sativus (Indian pea) is the source of this 294-nucleotide messenger RNA. The record is from the annotation of a GenBank genome assembly. NCBI's taxonomy places the organism in Eukaryota, Viridiplantae, Streptophyta, Magnoliopsida, Fabales, Fabaceae.
AUGGAGGAAUAUAACAAACAAAUUUCUUAUGGAGCACCUAGGUCUUAUAGUGUUUCCUAUGCACAAACUCAAAUUGGUCCUAAGGACUUGAAGUUUAAGCAAGGAAAAAGUGAUUCAUCAAGGUCUUCAAUUUCUAAGUCUUGGAGCUUUGGUGAUGAUCCUGAAUUUCAAAGGAAGAAAAGGGUUGCUAGCUAUAAAAUGUAUACUGUGGAAGGAAAGGUGAAAGGCUCUUUUAGGAAGAGCUUCAAGUGGUUGAAGAAUAGGUAUUGGCAUGUUGUUUAUAACUUGUGGUGA